UGGGAGAGACAGCUAGUCAUUCCUCGUUGUAAAAGCCAGUGCUGCAUGCGCUGAUCUCCCGGCUAUUGUCUCAGCAGCUGAAGGCUCAAGUCGUCAGGCAGGCAGUCAGUCAGGAAGCAUCUCACAAUGAAACGAGUCUGGGUGAUAGGGCUUCUUUUUGCACUCUUAGCAUUUGCUGCUGUAAAGGCAAAUGAUGAACUUGACGUUGACGGGACAGUAGAGGAGGACUUGGGUAAAAGCAGGGAUGGCUCCAGAACAGACGAUGAAGUGGUGCAGAGAGAGGAGGAGGCAAUCCAGCUGGACGGUUUGAAUGCAGCUCAGAUUAAGGAACUCAGGGAAAAGUCUGAAAAACAUGCCUUUCAGGCUGAAGUUAACCGUAUGAUGAAGCUGAUCAUCAACUCUCUCUACAAGAACAAGGAGAUCUUCCUUAGGGAGUUGAUUUCCAAUGCCUCGGAUGCUCUGGAUAAGAUCCGCUUGUUGUCCCUAACCAACGAGGAUGCAAUGGCCACAAAUGAAGAGCUGACCAUCAAAAUAAAGUCUGAUAAGGAGAAGAACAUGCUGCACAUCACUGACACUGGUAUUGGAAUGACCAAGGAGGAGCUAGUAAAGAACUUGGGAACCAUUGCCAAGUCAGGCACCAGCGAAUUCCUUAACAAGAUGACAGAGAUGCAGGAAGAGGACCAGUCUACCUCAGAGCUGAUCGGACAGUUUGGUGUCGGUUUCUACUCUGCCUUCCUUGUUGCUGACAAGGUCAUUGUGACAUCAAAGCACAACAAUGGCACACAGCAUAUCUGGGAGUCUGACUCAAAUCAGUUCUCUGUCAUUGAGGACCCCCGUGGGGACACACUGGGUAGAGGAACCACCAUCACACUUGUCCUAAAGGAGGAGGCCUCAGACUACCUGGAGCUGGAGACCAUCAAGAACCUUGUCAAGAAAUACUCUCAGUUCAUCAACUUCCCCAUCUAUGUGUGGGCCAGCAAGACUGAGACGGUUGAAGAGCCCAUUGAGGAAGAUGCUGACGCAGCAGAGGAACCAGAGAAAGAGGCUUCUGAAGAUGAGGCUGAAGUAGAGGAAGAAGAAGACAAAGACAAAGACAAACCAAAAACAAAGAAGGUUGAGAAGACUGUGUGGGACUGGGAACUGAUGAAUGAUAUCAAGCCCAUCUGGCAGAGGCCUGCUAAGGAGGUUGAGGAAGAUGAGUACAAGGCUUUCUACAAGACCUUCUCAAAGGACAAUGAUGACCCUAUGGCUCACAUCCACUUCACAGCUGAGGGUGAGGUCACUUUCAAGUCCAUCCUGUUUGUGCCCACUUCAGCUCCCCGUGGGCUCUUUGACGAGUAUGGCUCCAAGAAGAACGAUUACAUCAAGCUGUUUGUCAGGAGAGUUUUCAUCACAGACGACUUCAAUGACAUGAUGCCCAAGUACCUGAACUUCAUCAAGGGAGUGGUUGACUCUGACGACCUUCCUCUGAAUGUGUCCAGAGAAACUCUGCAGCAGCACAAACUGCUCAAGGUUAUCCGCAAGAAGUUGGUCCGUAAGACUCUGGACAUGAUUAAGAAGAUUGCAGAGGAACAGUACAACGAUAAGUUCUGGAAGGAGUUUGGCACCAACAUCAAGCUGGGUGUGAUCGAGGAUCACUCCAACAGGACCCGUCUCGCUAAGCUGCUGCGCUUCCAGACCUCCAACAGUGAAACAGACCUGGCCAGUCUGGAACAGUAUGUGGAGCGCAUGAAAGAGAAGCAGGAUAAGAUCUAUUUCAUGGCUGGCACCAGCAGGAAAGAGGCUGAGUCUUCUCCCUUUGUUGAGAAGCUGCUGAAGAAGGGCUAUGAGGUCAUCUACCUGACAGAGCCUGUGGAUGAGUACUGCAUCCAGGCACUGCCAGAGUUUGAUGGAAAACGCUUCCAGAACGUGGCCAAGGAAGGUGUCAAAUUUGACGAGAGUGAAAAGACCAAGGAGAAGAGGGAGGCCCUGGAGAAGGAGUUUGAACCUCUCACAACUUGGCUGAAGGACAAACCUCUAAAGGACAUGAUUGAGAAGGCUGUUCUCUCUCAGAGGCUAACCAACUCACCCUGCGCCUUGGUUGCCAGUCAGUACGGCUGGUCAGGGAACAUGGAGAGGAUCAUGAAGGCACAGGCCUACCAGACAGGAAAGGACAUUUCCACAAAUUAUUACGCCAGCCAGAAGAAAACACUAGAACUCAACCCCAAACAUCCUCUUGUCAAGCAGUUGCUUAAUAGAGUCAAUACUGAUGCUGAGGAUCAGACUGCAUCAGAUCUGGCUGUGGUUCUGUUUGAGACGGCCACACUGCGCUCAGGAUACCAGCUCGCUGAUACAAAAGCUUAUGGAGACAGAAUAGAGCGCAUGCUCCGACUCAGCUUGAAUGUACCACUAGAUGAACAGAUUGAAGAAGAACCUGAGGAGGAGCCUGAAGAACCAGUAGAAGAUGACUCUGAAGAUAAAGAGGAGACUGUGGAUGAGGAUGAUGACGAAGAAACGACAAAAGACAAGGAUGAACUGUGAAGCACUGAAGGGAAGAGCGUGUAACAGUGGAGCUGGAAAAUGGACUUAAGUCUCUGUUUCAGUGCCACCGUGGUCACAUUAUUCUGGGUGGGGUCCCUGGGUUGGGGUUUUUUAAAGCAAAUAUUUGUUUUUGUUUCUUUUGUAUUACAUUCCUCAUGACUGUAAAUUUGUUAAUAUUUAACUGACCUGUUUAUGGAAAGAUGUGAUCCUGUCUAUUGAUCAAAUAAAUGUUUCGUGGAAAAAUG
Messenger RNA from Neolamprologus brichardi, 2765 nucleotides. RefSeq names its product heat shock protein 90, beta (grp94), member 1 (gene hsp90b1). Gene Ontology annotation, biological process: protein folding. Gene Ontology annotation, molecular function: ATP binding; ATP hydrolysis activity; ATP-dependent protein folding chaperone. The record is from RefSeq and is a predicted model, not a curated record. NCBI's taxonomy places the organism in Eukaryota, Metazoa, Chordata, Actinopteri, Cichliformes, Cichlidae.